AUGAAUAACAAUGCUGCAAUCACAUUAACAAUAGAAGAAUUAGUUUAGUUAUUAUUGAGUCCCCAAUUACCCAAUAUUUAAUCAAGUUUACUAUCCUUAUGUCAAUUCGAAAUUAGAAAUAACCAUUCAGAAGUAAAUAAAGACAUUUCAAUCAAUAAGUAAGAGUAAUUCAAUCAUAACCAUCAAUCCAAUACCAACAAUACAUCACUAUUAUUGCUAAACAAAAUUAAUGGAUUGCAAAUUGAGAAUGAUAAUCUCAAAAAUAAAUUAGAAUAGCAGAUCAUAUAAUAAAAUAGUUUGCAAGAGUAACUCAACUAAUACCUGUCACAAUAACAAUAAUUAAAGUAAGAUAAUCAUAUAUUAUAAAAAAAAAUGGAUGAAAUACAAAUAUCUUAUAAUAAUACAAAAGUUAUAAAAAAUAGACAUGAUGCCACUUCUAAAUCUGUUCAUCAAGAUCAGAAAAGGAUCGUCCUAGUAAAACCUUUGGCACUUAAUCAGCCUUUGCUUAAAUUCUCAGGUUGUAGUGGUGUUGUAACUUAAUAUCCAUUUAGGAACUCAAAGCGAAACCCUAAUAAUAUAUAAACUGCCAGGAGUAAUUAAUGA
Paramecium octaurelia is the source of this 603-nucleotide messenger RNA. NCBI's taxonomy places the organism in Eukaryota, Ciliophora, Oligohymenophorea, Peniculida, Parameciidae. The record is from the annotation of a GenBank genome assembly.